This is a messenger RNA of Coffea eugenioides, 1573 nucleotides long. Its product is annotated as geranylgeranyl transferase type-1 subunit beta-like. Gene Ontology annotation, molecular function: CAAX-protein geranylgeranyltransferase activity. The record is from RefSeq and is a predicted model, not a curated record. Gene Ontology annotation, cellular component: CAAX-protein geranylgeranyltransferase complex. Gene Ontology annotation, biological process: protein geranylgeranylation. NCBI's taxonomy places the organism in Eukaryota, Viridiplantae, Streptophyta, Magnoliopsida, Gentianales, Rubiaceae. The transcript has 11 exons. The coding region runs from base 139 to 1242 and encodes 367 amino acids.
GGCAAAAUACAAAAGGCCAGAGCCUGCCUAAAACUCAUGUAGAGAGCCUUCUUGACUCUCUUUGAGCUUAUACAAUAAACUGGAUCCAACCCCUUUCAGUAAAGUAUCAAUAGGGCAGAGCACCAUCACCAGAUUAUAAUGUCUUCAACAAUGGGUGCAGAGGAGGACGAUUUCUUGUGGGAUUCGGAUUCAGAGCCACAAUUCUUCGACAAGGAUAGGCACUUGCGAUUCCUGGAGAUGAUGUAUGAUCUCCUGCCGUCGGAUUACCAGACUCAGGAAAUCAACCGCCUUACUCUUGCCUACUUCACCAUCAUAGGCUUCGACAUUCUUGGCUCCCUCGAUCGAAUUGACAAAGACGCUGUAAUAAAAUGGGUUUUGUCUUUGCAAGCUCAUCCAAAGAACAAGGAUGAUUUGAACAACGGACAAUUUUAUGGAUUCCACGGCUCAAGAAGUUCUCAGUUUCAAUCAAAUGUUGAAGGGGCAUUAGUCCCCAAUGGUAGUCAUUUGGCAUGCACGUACUGCGCUCUGGCCAUAUUAAAGACUGUUGGCUAUGACUUGUCACUUAUUGAUUUUACGUCAAUUUUAAAAUCAAUGAAAAACCUUCAGCAGUUAGAUGGGAGUUUUAUGCCCAUUCAUUAUGGUGCAGAGACAGAUCUCCGUUUUGUAUUUUGUGCAGUGGCCAUCUGCUUUUUGUUGGGCAAUUGGAGUGGUCUGGACAGGGAGAAAGCAAAGGAUUACAUAAUAAAGUGUCAGUCAUAUGAUGGUGGUUUUGGGUUGAUUCCUGGUUCGGAAUCACAUGGGGGUGCCACCUACUGUGCUGUUGCAUCUCUCCGCUUGAUGGGCUACAUAGCAGAUGAUCCAUUGUCUAAAGUUAUGUCCCCUUGCAUUAUAGAUGUGCCAAUGCUGGUUGACUGGUGCUUGCAGAGGCAGGCAGAAGACGGUGGAUUUCAAGGCAGACCAAACAAGCUUACUGAUACAUGUUAUGCAUUUUGGGUAGGAGGAGUUCUCAAAAUCUUAGGAGCUGAGAAGUUUAUUGAUGAAGGGGGUUUACGAGGAUUUUUACUGACUUGUCAGUCCCAGUAUGGUGGUUUUAGUAAAUCCUCCGGACAGUUGCCAGAUCUUUACCACUCUUUCUACGGAUUUUGUGCAUUUAGUCUAUUAGAUGAACCUGGCCUAAACCCUGUCUCCGUUGAGGUAGGAGUAACAGAGAUUGCUGCUGUCGGACUCUAUCUCCAACUGUAAUAUUUAAGCUUGUGCUAUUGGAACUUGGAAGUGCCAUUGGGUUCUGGCUUAGUAUCCCAAUAAUUGAGGAAGGAUUUGGCCGGAGUGAUUGUUAAGGUUUCAGCGGAUGGUAUCUGUCAUGACAGCGCUGCCACCUUACUCUUAAUUUUUUUUUUCAUUAGUAUUGAUGGGAUAGUAUUGAUGUACAAUUUACUUUCUUGAUCGUGAUGUAAAACGAGAUGGCAAUCAGUUGCUGCACCAAUUAUUGGGUACAUUUGCGCCGCAUUUGUGGUUUUUCCCAAAUAUUAUUUUUGCUUGCUUGAGCUAAAUAUUCAAGAAGGUUUUAAGGUUA